This is a messenger RNA of Prunus armeniaca (apricot), 195 nucleotides long. Lineage: Eukaryota; Viridiplantae; Streptophyta; Magnoliopsida; Rosales; Rosaceae. The record is from the annotation of a GenBank genome assembly.
AUGGCUCAAGAGGAGCAGCUAGAAGAGGAUGACUGGAGGAAGCUUGUGAAAGAAAAAAUAGGCAAAGGAAGCGACAUCAAAGAAUUGAAGGAUUAUGCGAUCAUCUUUGGGGAACUGUACAGACGCCUUCCGGGAGGUAUUUUGACCCGCUGCAUAGGGACAACAAGCACAGGAGAAGCUUCAAGAGGUACAUGA